AUGUCUGAUAAGUUGACCCUGGUAGUGGUUGGGGAUGAAGGCGUAGGGAAAUCAGCGCUUGCAGUGCGGCUUUGUUUAGACCAAUUCGCUGAGGGCUUCGAACCAACACUGGAUGAUUCAUAUCGCACGCGAAUGGUGGUUGAUAACAGGCCUUGUUUCCUCGAGAUUAUAGACACAGCGGGGCGUGGUGAAUAUGCUGCGCUCCGUGAAGAUUACAUUCGCGAUGGGGAAGCAUUCAUUAUUGCAUAUAGCAUCACCUCGCGGGCAUCCUUCUCUCACGUUCGAGCGUACUACAACAAUAUCAAAAAGGUGAAAAAAGAUAAGGAGGUGGAAAAUAAUCUCCAGCUGUCGCCUUCCAAGCGCCAGUCUCGUUCGCCCAUCAUCCUGGUGGGUACUAAGACUGAUUUGCAAGCCCAGCGUGAAGUCUCCUUCAAAGAAGGACGGAUGCUCUCACAGUCGUUAGACUGCUGGUUUUAUGAAACAUCGCCUAAGUGUGGCUCAGAUGUAGAGAGGACGUUCAAUGAUGUUAUUAGAUGCUUUCGGCAACAUAAUCUUCCCAGUCCUCCAGCGUCGAAGCGAUUAUGGAAGGGUCAAAUUGGACGGAGGAUUCAUGACCCACGCAGGUGCAUCAUUUCGUAA
Penicillium egyptiacum is the source of this 639-nucleotide messenger RNA. NCBI's taxonomy places the organism in Eukaryota, Fungi, Ascomycota, Eurotiomycetes, Eurotiales, Aspergillaceae. The record is from the annotation of a GenBank genome assembly.